AAUUAACAUCCCUCUUGUUGAAGCACUUCAACAAAUGCCAAGUUAUGCAAAGUUCCUCAAGGAUGUGGUAUCACAAAAAAGGAAAUGGGGGCACUAUGAGACGGUCAACUUGACGGAGAGUUGCAGUGCAAUUAUUCAAAGGAAGUUGCCGGCCAAAAUGCAAGAUCCGGGAAGCUUCACUAUUGAGUGCACUAUUGGAAAUUGCUUUGUGGGGAAUGCCUUGUGCGAUCUAGGGGCUAGCAUUAAUCUUAUGCCAUUGUCCUUCUUCAACAAGUUGAAUAUUGGUAAAUUGAGAUCGACUAGCAUUACUUUGCAAAUGGCGGAUAGAUCGGUGGCAUAUCCCUCGGGCAUAGCAGAAGAUAUAUUGGUGAGGGUGAAUGAGUUCAUAUUCCCCGUUGACUUCGUGGUGUUGGACAUGGAAGAGGAUAGAAUUGUACCUCUUAUUUUGGGAAGACCGUUCCUUGCCACCGGGAAGGCCAUGAUCGAUGUUUCAAAAGGGGAACUUACACUUCGCCUCAAUGAUGAGAGCGUGACAUUGUCGAUAUAUGAGGCCUUAAAGAGGCAUGAUGCGGAACCGGGAGGAAGCCUACAACAUUGCAAUGUUGUGACCGUGAUGGAUGAGUGUGUUGGAGGAGUGGCACCGACCUCUUACUUGGAUGAUCAAUUAGAGAGAUGCAUUUCUCAUUCCAUGUAUUCUUCUCAUUCUUUUGAUGUUUUGGAUGCUAACCCCGAGUUGUUGGAAUUUGUAGGUGCUUUGGACUCGGCUAAAGAAAUCCCUAGAUCACUUCGUCCACAAUUUCUACCUCUUAGGAGUGGAAGUGAAGAUAGCAAUAAAGAUGGGGAAAACAAGAAGCUUGAGUUGAAGCCACUUCCACUACACUUGCGAUAUGCCUUUCUUGGAGGGAAUGACACUUUUCCGGCAUUUGAGAAGCUCAAGGCGGCGUUGGUGAGUGCCCCAAUCUUGAUCUCCCCCGAUUGGUCUCAACCUUUCGAGAUCAUGUGUGAUGCAAGUGAUGUGGCGGUAGGCUCGGCUUUGGGACAAAAGAGAGACAAGAUAUUCCGGGUGAUAUAUUAUGCUAGUAGGACAUUGGAUUCGGCUCAAGCUAACUACACCACUACCGAGAAGGAAAUGCUUGCGGUGGUCUACUCUUUUGACAAGUUCCGCCCUUACCUUAUUGGGGCCAAAACUAUUGUCUUUACUGACCAUGCCGCCAUCCGCCAUCUAUUUGUUAAGCAAGAUGCAAAACCAAGGCUUAUAAGGUGGAUCUUGCUCCUUCAAGAAUUUGAUUUGGAGAUCCGAGAUAGAAAAGGGUGUGAGAAUGUGGUGGCGGAUCAUCUCUCAAGAUUGGAGCAUGCUAGUGAAGAGGAAAAAAUUGAAGUUGGUCAUCAAUGAAGAAUUCCCGGAUGAGCAUUUGUUUUAUGUGGCCAAGGGUCAAGUGGCAUGGUAUGCCAAUAUUGUGAACUAUCUUGUUGCUAAGGUGAUUCCCGAAGGACUUGAGGACUAUCAAAAGAAGAAGUUCUUCCACGACGUGAAGUUCUAUUUUUGGGACGAGCCUUGUCUUUUUAGAAGAUGUGCCGACAUGGUGAUUAGAAGAUGUGUCCCUCAAGAGGAGUGGGAGUCCGUUAUUAUGCAUUGCCACACCGCACCUAGUGGGGGGCAUUUUGGAGCUAACCGGACUGCUAUGAAAGUGCUCCAAAGUGGUCUAUUUUGGCCAACCAUCACCAAAGACUGCCAGGACUACGUGAGAAGAUGCAACGAGUGCCAGAGAAUGGGGGGUGUUUCUAAGAAGAAGGAGAUGCCAUUGACGACAAUUGUUGAAGUCGAGUUGUUUGAUGUGUGGGGCAUUGACUUCAUGGGGCCCUUUCCUCCAUCUAGUGGGUUCCAAUACAUUCUACUAGCCGUUGACUAUGUAUCAAGGUGGGUGGAAGCCAUUCCUACCCAAACUAAUGAUUCAAAGGUGGUGAUUAAAUUCGUUCAAAAGAACAUAUUCACGCGAUUCGGCGCACCUCGGGCUAUCAUAAGUGAUGGAGGGUCUCAUUUUCGCAAUAGGUGGCUAGAGGCGGUCUUAGCAAGGCAUGGAGUGAAGCAUCGGGUGACAACUCCUUAUCAUCCACAAGCUAAUGGUCAAACCGAGUUGGCCAAUAGAGAGAUCAAACAAAUAUUGCAAAAGAGUGUCAAUGCUAACCGUAGAGAUUGGGCUCUCAAGCUUGACGAUGCUCUAUGGGCGUAUAGGACGGCUUACAAGACGCCAAUCGGGAUGUCACCUUAUCAAUUGGUCUUUGGGAAAUCAUGCCAUCUCCCGGUUGAAUUGAAGCACUCAUCAUAUUGGGCGGUGAGGCAAAUGA
This is a messenger RNA of Salvia splendens (bonfire salvia), 2346 nucleotides long. RefSeq lists its product as uncharacterized. Lineage: Eukaryota; Viridiplantae; Streptophyta; Magnoliopsida; Lamiales; Lamiaceae. The transcript is spliced from 2 exons. The coding region runs from base 35 to 1393 and encodes 452 amino acids. The record is from RefSeq and is a predicted model, not a curated record.